This is a messenger RNA of Platichthys flesus (European flounder), 1813 nucleotides long. It is a transcript of the gene gpat3, whose product is annotated as glycerol-3-phosphate acyltransferase 3. Gene Ontology annotation, cellular component: endoplasmic reticulum. NCBI's taxonomy places the organism in Eukaryota, Metazoa, Chordata, Actinopteri, Pleuronectiformes, Pleuronectidae. The coding region runs from base 196 to 1620 and encodes 474 amino acids. Gene Ontology annotation, molecular function: glycerol-3-phosphate O-acyltransferase activity. The transcript is spliced from 14 exons. Gene Ontology annotation, biological process: triglyceride biosynthetic process. The record is from RefSeq and is a predicted model, not a curated record.
GAUGCUAACUGCUAACCUGAUUUAACGAGCGUCACGGCAGCGCACGGAGUCUACGUCAGCACGUCAGGGUGACGCAGCAGCAGGGGGCGUGGUCUGUGGCAGUGGACCAGCAGAUUGUUUUUUCUCGUCUCGUCUGAAAAAAGUGUGAGAGGAUGAGGUGACCUCGGAGCCACAGAUCAGUGACCUCCUGUGGUGAUGGACGACCUCUGGGCCGUGGCUGUGGGCGUUUUCCAGGCGUGGAUGUUCGUGGUGGUUUUCUUCAUCAUGCUGCCGGCCAUGUGCGGCCUCUCGCUGGGCGUCACCAGCGUCUACAUCCAGAUCCUGGUCAAGAUCCUGGAGUGGGCGACGUUACGGAUCCAGAGAGGACGCCAGGAGCAGCCGAGCGUCCCCGUGCCUCUGCCCAACGGAGCUUGUCAUCUGGAUCGCCCCCUGGUGGCUGACUGCAGUAUUACUCACAAACCCCUCCUCCUCCAUGUAAUCAGAUGGGACAAGGACCAAAGGAUCAUUGAGCGGGUGGGCGGCUCGAUGGAGGAGGAGAUGGCGCCGGCAGGGGCGGAGUUCUCCCUGAGCGACGCCCUCUUCUUCUACAAGGAGGGCGUGGAGAGCAUCGUGGACGACCAGGUGACGCAGCGCUUCUCCUCCGAGGAGCUCGCCUCCUGGAACCUCCUCACACGCACCAACCACAACUUCCGCUACAUCAGCCUCCGCCUCACCGUCAUCUGGGGCCUCGGCGUCUUCGUGCGUUACGGCGUCCUCUUCCCUCUCAGAAUCACUCUCACCGUCAUCGGACUCUCGUGGCUCGUGAUCGGAACGACUCUGGUCGGAUUUCUGCCUGAAAGCAGUGUGAAGACGUGGCUCAGUGAACUGGUUCAUGUGACCUGCUACAGAAUCUGUGCCAGAGGUUUGUCGGCGACCGUCCACUAUCACAACAGAGACAACCGGCCUCAGAAAGGAGGAAUCUGUGUGUCCAAUCACACGACUCCGAUCGACGUGGUGAUUCUGGCCAAUGACGGCUGCUACGCGAUGGUGGGCCAGGUUCACGGCGGUCUGAUGGGGGUCCUUCAGAGGUCGAUGGUCAGGUCGUGUCCCCACGUUUGGUUCGAGAGGUCGGAGAUGAGGGACCGCCACGCGGUGACCAACAGGCUCAGAGCUCACGUCGCAGCAAAGAACAAACUUCCCAUCCUGAUAUUUCCUGAAGGAACUUGCAUCAACAACACGUCGGUCAUGAUGUUUAAGAAAGGAAGCUUUGAAAUCGGAGGAACCAUCCACCCGGUCGCCAUCAAGUACGACCCUCGGUUCGGAGACGCCUUCUGGAACAGCAGUAAAUACAACAUGGUGAGUUACCUGCUCCGCAUGAUGACCAGCUGGGCCAUCGUCGUCAACGUGUGGUACCUCCCCCCCAUGACCAUACAGGAGGGAGAGGACGCUGCUCAGUUUGCAAACAGAGUGAAAUCUGCUGUGGCCCAUCGGGGGGGUCUCCUGGACCUGGACUGGGACGGAGGAUUGAAACGAGGGAAGGUGAAGGAUUCUCUGAAGGAGGAGCAGCAGAAGAAAUACAGCAGCAUCAUCACGGGACAGAGCAACAUGGACGACCCCGACUCCUCGUCAGUAACGACGUGAGAACUUUAAAUAAGAUCAAACAGCUCAGAUCCUUCUCUCCUCCUGACGUCCUGUGUGCAACGACGUGUUUUCACCAGCAGGAGGCAGCGCGGGAUCACAGUUGACUCAGUCCAGAUCAUGUGACGCUUUAAAAUGAAGCAGAUAUUCAGUUUAAAAUGUUAUUAUCUGUUUAUAAAUGUGUUUUUAAACUGGA